UUCAGUUACUGAGUAUCAGUGGUUAAUAUCUCAGUGCACUGUACUGCUCAGAGUGGAUCCCUCCGCGUUACAGUGUAGUUGACGACCAAAGUGAAGCAGAGACUUGGGUGACUUUCCAUUUGGUGAGGUGGUGCAGUCAGGAGGACUAGAACAGCUUCUGAGCCCAGUCAAACAAGUGUCCUUUGGAUUGAAGAAGGACCAAGCCAUGGCAGAAGCCCCUGUGAGCCAGGACAUCCUUGGUUCAAGGUCGUCCAAAGGCAAGGCGACAAGACCCUCUAUGCUCAAGGGACAACACAGAGAUGAUCGAGACAGUCUGGAAGAAGAAGAUCUGGACAAGGAAGAUGAAGUAUAUCUGAACGAGGAAAGGGAGUACAGCCUAGUCAGAGACAGCAAAAAGAGUCUGGACGAAGAAAGUGAGGAUGAAUUUGAUGAGGAAACCCAGCUGAGCCGCGGUGAGAACACAGAUGAUGCCGAGGUUCAGCUGCCUGAGAUUUCCUUCAGCUCCUCAGAAUCAGAUGAGUCUGAAGAGGAAGGUGACUCCAGGGAUCUAGCGGUGAGAUCGAAGACCAACAAAAAAGGGGACAACGAAGGGAAGAAUAUUAGCAAGAUUUUGAAGUGGUUGUCAUCGUGUAUGGCUAGUUUAUUUUCAGAAUUCCGCAUGACCAGUCUGCUUCGCGACUUCGUUGAGUCAGAGUUCUUUGUCAUCGAUGGCGACUCGUUAAUGAUAAUGUACAUUCACAAUUCAACUGUUGACCCUGGGCAGAACCUGCACUUUUUUUAUCUGGUGGAGUGGUUCCUGUUUGAUUUGAUCCAAAAGCAGGCCAAGUUCAUCAUCACAUUCUUUAAGGAUGUUGAAUGUAUUUGGAACCGAAGUUGCCUGUGCCUCUCAAUCCGUGAGGCACUGAUUCUCCACCUUCAGCACAACACAGAUAUCCCAGUCCACACGGAGUUCUCUAGCUGUUUAGAUCCCAAAUGGAAGGCCUUCUUGGACGAGAACCACCCGUACUUUGUGAUGAUUUCUGAAACAGCUAACCCAGGAGAAAAGGGGCCAUAUGCUCCCACCGCACUGUUCCACACGCUGAUGAUUCACACACUGGGGAAUGGAAUUAAUGUGGUCCUUACAUCAGGAAUCAACCAGGACAUUCUCAGAGUGAAUGGGUAUCACAAGACCAGCAACGCAUUAUUAAUUUCUGUGUUUCAGCAGAGGGCAGCAGAUCUGAAAUGUGCUCAGGAGCAACUGCUGAGAACUGCACCGGAGUUUCACUGGCAAGUGUUUGGUGCUGCAGAUGGAAAAAAACUGGUGGAUACUCUCCACAGUGAGAUUCACCAGACCUUCUCCGCCCUGAAGCUUCUGUGGCCCCAAGGAGAAGAUGUCCGAAAAAUUGUGUGUGCUGUGUCUUGCUCUGUGGCACUGAAAAUCUAUGGCUACAAGAUGACAAUGGCCAAGUCAACAGGAGAAAAGACUGGAGCAUCAGGCAAUAAUGAGCAGGAGGAUCCUGAAGAAGUGUCGGUGCAGGGAGCAAAGGAGCUCUGCCGAAUGUACUGCCUACACGUGGCUCUCCUCUGCAACCUUCCAUUGGCUCAAAGGGCUCUCAAGAUCAAGGCCAAGUGGCAAAAAUCAGCCAUGUCAUUCCUACGACUGAGGAGGAUGACGGAAUUCCUGGUGCUGAGGAAACUGGGUGCCACCCGAAACUGGCUGGUCGACAUGACAUAUUUGACUGACCUGAGUGACGAGCAUCUCUUUAAAAGUGUGGCAAAGAUCUGCUCUGAACGGCCACCUGGUGCAGGGUCAGAGCUGCGGCUGGGAGAAAUAGUCGGGACAGAGUACCAAAGCAUCUGGGAGGCCAUAACCACGAUUUCUCCUGCUUUCGAUGUUGGAGCUGCUUUUCCAGUGACAUGUCCUCCUGGGCUACUUCUGCUGUCAGCUGACACCACAGCACCAGCCCAUAAGGAGCAAGGGAUUCCUCCCAUUGGUUUAAUCCCAGUGACCUCUGAACUGGUGGAAGAAUACCUUGGCAAAAUGCUUGAAGAAAUGCCUCAACUUCACAGUGAGGACCCCAGUGUUGCAUCGCUGUUGAAGCUCAGAGAGUUUGAUGAGGUCUUACAUUGGCAUUCAAGAAAGCCCUUGUUGGAGACAUGGCUUGACAGAACGCAUAAGCUUCCAUCAGAUCCAUGGGAGAGGAAGUCAACAUUAAGAAAGCAACAAAAGCUGGUUGUGUUUGAGAGACUUUAUGCAGAGUCACUUGAGGAGAAUGCAGCGUUAACAGUUGUCAGUGGUCAUGCAGAGGCAGCUGACAGCCCGUCAAAGUCCCACGCAGGACAUGGCAAGGAGAAAAGCAAGAAAUCUGGGCCAAAGAAAAGAGCUGAGCUCAUUAUUGAGGCCCAGAAGCAAAAGAAGAUGGAGGAGAAGGAGAAGGCGGCCAGGGAGCAAUGGGGCUCAGUUCAAGAGACUGUUGGGAAGGAAAUUGCUCAGGACUUGGAGAAAGGGCUGAAGACUCUGGACAAGUUUCUGCAGAAGUGUGGCAGUGCCCAAGUGAAGGUGAAAGCUCAGAUGGAAGGAAUUAAACACAGCUAUAAAGCCUGGGUGGAACAUUACAGAUCUACAGCGCCGUCCCUAAGAGACAUGAAAUCCGCAGUGAUGCUGAUGCACAGAAUCCACAUGGUUCUGAGCCAGUACGAGGAGCAUCUGGACCCAGGACUACUAACCAAGUUGGCUUCUUACCUCAAAGAUCUUGGAUUCCUGAACCUCAGAGAUUCACUCCUGGAAAGAAUCGAUGAACAUCAGAAAGAAAAGGUGAAGAAAGAGCUGAUGAGCGAUCCCAAGGUUCCGGUUGGGUUAGGAGCAGUUCGUUUUCAUCUGAAACAUAUGGGUCCUUUUCUAAUCCGGGAUGAAAGGAGCGAUCCAGAUCCAAGAGUCCGACAUUUCAUACCGGACACAUGGCAGAGAGAGCUAUUGGAUGCUGUGGACAACAACGAAUCUGCACUGAUUGUUGCCCCCACAUCAUCGGGUAAGACCUACGCAUCCUAUUACUGCAUGGAGAAAGUGUUGAGGACAAGUGAUUCGGGCAUCGUGGUGUACGUGGCACCGACAAAGGCACUUGUCAAUCAGGUGGUAGCAACUGUGUACGGGAGGUUCACCAAGAACUUACCUCAUGGAAUGGUGGUGUGUGGAUACUUCACGAGGGACUAUCAGAACCAUGUUCAUAAUUGUCAGGUGCUGGUUACAGUGCCACAGUGCUUGGAAAUUCUCCUGCUUGCCCCCCACCAACAGGACUGGACAAAGAGAAUUCAGUAUGUGAUUUUUGACGAGGUGCAUUGCCUAGGUGGUGAGAUCGGUGCGGAAGUUUGGGAGCAUCUCCUGGUGAUGAUCUGUUGUCCUUUCCUGGCCCUGUCAGCGACCAUCAGCAAUCCGCGGGACCUGCAACAGUGGCUGCAGUCGGUGAAGACCUACUGGGAACGAAUAGAGAGGGAUUCUGAGAAACCUUCCUCUGCAACCACCAAGCAGAUGGGCAAAAGAAAGGAAGGCGCUGAGAGGCAGUCCUUCAAAGUGAGACUAGUCACUUACGAAGAACGGUAUAAUGACCUUGAAAAAUUUGUCUGUGAUUUUGAAGAUGGUGAAUACAAAUUUGUACCCUAUCAUCCCUGUGCUGCCUUAACAGUCGAUCAUAUGGAAAAGUAUGGGAUCCCAUCUGAUCUUGCACUUUCUCCAGCCGAGUCCCUUAGAUUGUACGACACAAUGGCAAAUGUUUGGCAGGACUGGCCGAGGGCACAGGAACUCGAACCGGAAAAGAACAAGUCCUUCAAGGACAAGAUUGUUAUCCGGAAAUCCGAUGUGAGAGAAUAUGAAGCUGAACUGAAGAGGGAACUUGCAGAAUGGAUUAAAAUUGGACGGACAAAUGAGCUUAAGGAUGUGCUGCUGAUGCUGGAUCCAAAAGUCAAAGGGAUUUUCGGGAUACGACACCCUGAUAACUUCCCACGUUUGGUCGAAGCGCUUCAGAAACAGAAUGGUUUGCCAGCUAUAUUCUUCAUGUUCAACAUAGAAUUAGUCGAGAAGUUUGCUGAUAAAAUACUAGCUCACCUGUUGGAGAAGUCACAAGGCAAAAAGGAUCAAGAUUCUGACAGAGCUCAACUGAAGAUAAAAAGCAGGAUGACCAAGCUAUCGAAGUAUCUGGAAAAAGAGGAAACUAUGACACAUCCCUCCAGGAAAGAAGCUGAGAAACUACAACAAUGCAGGGAUGAAUAUGAAUUGUUAAUCAAGAAGUACCUGUCACUUCAAGAACUCCCUUCGGACUGCACGUUUUCCCAGAUUUCUGCAGCAGAUGAGAAGUUCUUGGACAAGGUCUUCUUCCGCAUGCGUUUCAUCCACAAGAGUGCCCACUACCAAGAUAUGUUGCGUCGAGGGAUUGGUUGUCACCACCGCUCCCUAAAUCUCAGGCUUCGGACUGCUGUCGAGAUGUUGUUCAGGCGCGGCCUUGUCAAGGUCAUCAGCUCCACAUCAACUCUGGCUCUGGGAAUCAACAUGCCUUGCAAGACUGUUGUUUUUCUCGAAGAUUCAGUCCACCUGGACUCUCUCAACUACAGACAGAUGUCAGGAAGAGCCGGCCGUCGAGGGUUGGACAAAGAGGGGAAUGUGAUUUUCUACAAAGUGCCGUUGUCCAAAGUGCAGAGACUGUUGAAGGCCAACGUUCCACAGCUGAGGGGCCAGUUCCCCCUGUCCAUAUCCCUGGCUCUCCGCCUCAUGAUGUUGGCAUCUAAAGCCAGCGACAAAGUUGAUGCCAAAGCCAAGGCACUGUCAGUCCUACAGUAUUCCCUGAUGACCUUCAAUCAGCCCAGAAAACAGAACAUCGUCAAAUUCUACUUCCUCUUCUCUCUUCAGUUCCUCCUCAGAGGGGGUUUUCUGGAUCAAGAGGGUCAGCCUCAGGGACCAGCGGGCUUGGUGAUGCAUCUCCAUUACCAUGAGCCUGCCAACUUUGUUUUUAUCCAUUUUCUGGUACAAGGCCUUCUGCAUGAACUCUGCCAACCCGUGAACCCAACUUCCAAUGUGUUUUCAGAAGAUGUGAUGGAGACCUUAGUUCUCAUCCUGGCCAAUCUCUAUGGGAGGAUGCCGCUACCAUCAGUUUUGUGGGAGCAGAAGCUGACCUUUGGACAGUCCAAGGUAUUCCUGAACGAUCUCCCGGAAAAGUUUGCAGCGUCUGUGGACGAAUACAACCUGAAUGCAAUCCAUGUUUUUGGAAACUUCCUGCUCACUAUCUCCCAGCAGGCUGACCUAAAAGCUGAAUUCAAGCUUCCCCUCACUAACACAACAUUUCCAUGUCCCCAGGAGCAGGAGGGAGAUGACUUCACCGCAGAGUUGUCCAAAUACUUAAAUGGUCCAGUCACAGCAGUGUCACCGUUCGCCUGCUUGUCCGGUCACACCGAUCAUGACCUGUUCAAGUGUUGCGACGUAGAUCAAAUUAUCUUCCGCACACUUGGAAUUCAUAUGAGCAACAUUCCCAUCCUGCCUUUGAAGUACUAUGACAGACAAGGAAGACGUAUGCCAUUUAAUGCCUAUGCCCUCGACUUCUACAAACAUGGCAGCUUAGCUGCUUUGAGCAACGACAACGGCAUAAAUCGAGGAGAUGCGUUCAAUCUGAUCAAAGAUUUCUCAAUGGUAAUUGCUGCAAUCAGCACGUCUCUAGCGGAUAUGUGCGACAGGGAUGACGACCCUGUUGUAUUAGCUUUUCAGCAGCUCAACGAGGAUUACCAUGCUAAGCUUGUCAAAGUUUACAGCUAAUGCACUGAAGAUUCCAACACUGUCAUCAUUGAAUGUGGUAUAGGACGGCAUGGGGACAUUUCUGAGCUAUGAUAAGAUCCUGUCUGGUGGGAAAAGGAAACAUUUCAAAGACAUCAAAAUCAGCCUGAAGAAAUCCAACAUUACAUCCAAACUUAUUGACCUCAGUAGAUACACCCGGAGGAAAUCUGUUGAAGAGGGAUCUGCGCUACGUGAGAGCGAUCUUGAGAGACUGAACAACCAAAAGACCCAAUCACCGAACACAGCCACCACUUACUCUUGGCCACACUGCACCAGAAUAUGUGGAACCUGGAUUGACCUCUCCAGCCGCCUGAGGACACAGCAAUAGAAAACUCCUCAGCAGAACCCCAUACUCAACUUGAGUGAGCAGUCCGUUGCUAAAAUCCUUAGCUGUUCUGGGAACUCGGGUCUAUGGACUCAAUUUGGUUCGGAAUGCUGUAGCUUGCUUCUAUUAUUUACAUGAUUUGUGUUUAAUUUAUCUUUCUUUGCACAUUGGGUGUUAAUAUUUUUUUAAUUAAGUUCUUUCGAGUUUCUUGCUUUGCAGCUGUCUGUAAGCAAACAAAACUCAGGGUUGUAUAAUUUAUACACUCUUUGACAUUAAGUGUACAUUGAAUCCUAACUGCCUCUUCCCUUCAAUGCCAAACAGAUAAUAAUAUGUUGCAAAAAUUACACAUUGAUAGAUAGACAGACAGACGUCAUAUUUUUCCCAGGGUUUAAGUGUCUAGUAGCAGAAGACAUGAGUUUAAGAUGAAGGGGGUGAUUUCAAAGGGGAUAUAAGGCCCAAGUUUUUCACUUAGAUGGUGGUGGGACCUGGAAUGUGCUGCCUGUCUUGGUAGUAGAGGCAGAUACAUGAGAGGCUUUCAAGAGACAUUCAGAUAGACACAUGAAUGAGAGAAAACUGGGAGGAUAAUGGCCAUUAUUAAUCCACUCCCUGUUUAGUUGGCCAUUUGACUACUAAUUUAAUUGAUUUGGCACUUUGUGGGCUGAAGAGUCUUCUCCUGUGCUGUACUGUUUGAUGUUCUAUGAUUGCUUCUGUUUUGGGGGAUAUUUAUUAUCAAUAUAUUGGAAUAAAGUUGUAUUAAUUCACCUACACCUUCAGGAAGAAACCAUUCAGCCCAGUAGGCCAACUUCUCGAGUCCAUCUAUCCAGUCGGCGGCACAAAGGACAGCAGUUAACGUAACGCUAUUACAGCGCCAGCGAUCACCGAUCAGCAUUCGGGGUUCAAUUCUGUGCCACCUGUACCCUAUGACCAUAGGACUUUCUUCCAAGCUCUCUGGUUUUCUCGCACGUUUCUCCCAUGUGUACGGCUUAGGGUUAAUAAGUUGUAGACAUGCUACGUUGGCGCCGGGAAUGUGGCAACACUGGAGGGCUGGCCACUACAAUGCUUGCAAUUUGGAUUUGACUAAAACGACACAUUUCGCUCUAUGUUUUGAUGUACGUACGUGUGUGAAAUAACAUUAAUCUUUUAAGAUUCUUUUGAAUGAAGUCAAAAUCAAGUUUAUAGACGUGUGUACAAGUCCAUGUAUGCAGAAGGUACAAUAAAAACUUACUUACAGAGC
This is a messenger RNA of Mobula hypostoma (lesser devil ray), 7350 nucleotides long. Its product is annotated as probable ATP-dependent RNA helicase DDX60. Gene Ontology annotation, molecular function: ATP binding; nucleic acid binding. The coding region runs from base 206 to 5773 and encodes 1855 amino acids. The record is from RefSeq and is a predicted model, not a curated record. Gene Ontology annotation, cellular component: cytoplasm. The transcript is spliced from 37 exons. Lineage: Eukaryota; Metazoa; Chordata; Chondrichthyes; Myliobatiformes; Myliobatidae.